AUGCAGGACGGCGAAGAGCCAGAACGGGCAGACACUUGCAGGAUAUGCAGCGCACCAGCAGAGCCUGAUCAGCCCUUGUUCCAUCCAUGCAAAUGCUCCGGCACAAUUCGCUAUAUUCAUCAGGACUGUCUGACGACCUGGCUGGCACACAGUAAAAAGAAGUCAUGCGACGUCUGCAAGCACCCAGCCUGGUGGAUCAGCAACUUGCCCCGUCCUUCGCAAACAAACUCGACCUCUCUCUUCCACAAAGUUCGCCUCGAACCCCUCCCACCGCCAGCCCAGAACGGAACCUUCAUCGAGCGCGUUACUUCGCAUCCAGCUUGGGCCUCCAUUUCCGCCGACAUCUUCACCGGCCAGAUCAUCGCCGCCCUCAUCGUCCUCACGUUCAUCUCCAUAUUCCUGUUGAGGGAGUGGAUAUCCCAGAACGCCAGACCCGGCUUGUUUGACGACGACGAACUCGAAGCCGACGAUCAAGUACCGAAUGUCGCACCACCACCUGUUCAGGAUCCCGCGUUCCCGCCUCCGCCGAGAGACCCGCCAGAGAUCGAGGGAUUCCCUGAAGCCGACUUGGCACACCGGCAACAGCAGGCGAUGCGUGCUAUGGACGCGCUCAGGCUUCAAAUGAACCAACGCCCGCAAUCGACAAGCGCCGCCACACAAGAUGGCUUUUCUGACCACGACAACGACGGGGCUAUCCACAGAUGGAAAGGAAAAGAGCGGGAAGAUGGAGGCGAGUCAUCGAAGCGACCACGAACCAUGGAGUGGGACGAAAAGGAGCUGCUGGAAAGGAUGAACCGACCAGAGUACAAAAGACGCGUCAGGAUGGUGGGUCGGUUGGCUGCUAAGCGGAGACUGAAGGCUGCCCGGGCUAUGGACAAGAAGAGGGACCUCUCAAGCUCUUUACCUGAGCUAGAAGGCGGCAAAAGUUUUGAUUUCACAUUCAAACCUCCAACCUCAAGCGGCGAAGAUAAACCGACUUGGUUGUCAGAGCCUUCCACCCCUUCCGAACCACUGGCGUUAUCAAGUGGGUCGUCCCCCUCUAGUCCAACAGUCUUUCCGCCCGUGCAACUCCAGCCUCCCACCCACGACAUACCUUUCUCCCUGCGCAGCCCGAAGUCCGAAAGCUCGGCCCCGGCACCGACCUCUAGCACUUCCGGCGAGUCGUCGACUAAUGUCCCCAGGUCCCCUCAGCGACCACCCAUGCCUUCGUCAAUUUCCAGUCCGCCUCCACUACUACUCGACAGAUUGGCUACCUAUCGGCCACCGGAAGACCUCUUCGAACCUGGUUCAUCAGCUGGCCUUUCAAAUGCACCGUCAACUUACUCUGCAGAUUACUUUGGUAGCAGACAGAGUACGACUUCCAGUACGAUGGCCACAGCGGGUUCCGACGCGUCCGCUUCUGGAUCUUCUUCGAGCGGAGCACAAAUGCCAUGGGAUCCUCCUGCAGGGGGUGAAUACGGUGUCGUCCCUCCACAGAUGAACGAAGUGCACCCUCGCAACGCAAGUUUCAACGAUCUUCCUCGACUGGUACACGUACAGAGUGAUAGCGAUGAGGAAGAUACCGAUACGGAAGAGGACGAUGUCCCGCUCAUUCGACCGAGGCCUGGGAUCAGACCGGCGGAUGCGAGAGGAUUGUUUUGGAACCCUGAAACGGACGAGGAUGAAUUCGAUGAUGACACUGAUGAGGAUCAUGAGAGGGAGCAGGAUAUGAGGAGGUUCUUUGCUGACCCUGAGGAUGGGGAAGCGUGGAGGCGAGAUGGGGGAGGGCAGGUGGGCGAAGGAGCACCGCGCAAUGAGAAUGGGAUGGGUGUGCAGGAGAACGGGGCUGUUGGAGUCGGCGAGCAGGGCGAUCCGGCUGAGGGUCCAGUGGAUCCUAACGAAGACAUUGACGGCAAUGUUGAGGAUGAUAUGGAGGGUGCUAUGGAAGGUGAGAUUUUGCGUCUGUCGUCUAGAAUACAAAUGCUGAUUGAAUUCAAAGCUAUUGGAAUGCGAGGGCCUAUUUAUGGCGUCUUCCAGAAUGCUGCCUUGAUGGUGUUCGUGCUCGAUACCGCCAUCGGCCUGUGCAUAUGGAUUCCAUUCACCGUUGGAAAAACCGCCGCCUUGCUCUCGAUGGUUCCUCAUCGCACGUUGCAAAUCCUUCAUCUACCUAUCAAAGCUAUGCGACUUGUUACGGACCCCAUUGUCGAUUCGGGCGUCUACGUCAUAACCAGGUUCCUCAUCCCCCCAUGUCUGGAUGUUGUCAAAGGCGCCAUCAAUGUUGCUGGGAUCAUCACUUCUUUGGUUGUUCGAAAGAUCUUUGGCAGUGGAGCUGCGGAGAACCUCUCACAAUCGUCGCAUGAAUUCCUCGAUCAUUCCAAGGAUAUCCUGCUCUCCUCCCUCGACAAAUUCAAUCCCUUCUCACCUUCACCAACCUCCAACGUGACUGUACCAGAACCCGGACCGCUUUUCCCUGCGUUUGCAGAACCCCUCGAGCCUUACUUUGCGGCUCUUGGAAAGCAAGUCCGACUGUUCCUUCUAUCCCUCUGCCGAACUUGGGCCAGCCUCGCGAUGGGUGACGGACCGACUGACAAAGUGUUCGCCAUCCUCCUCGGUUACCUCGUCUUUAUCCUCAGCCUCGCCAUUUAUCUCAACGUUCUCACGGUUGGUAACGCCCGCAACGCAGGCCGAGCUGUCAGGAACGUCGUCCGACAGCAGGCGUUGGUGGUCAAAGUGGCAGCAUUCAUUUUUAUCGAGCUGGUUAUCUUCCCGUUGGCAUGUGGGAUUAUAUUGGAUGUGUCGACUGUUUGGCUGUUCCCUGAAGCCAAUAUUCAUUCGAGGAUUGCGUUCUUUGGGCAGGCACCGCUCACCGCCAUGUUUUAUCAUUGGGUUGCGGGGACUAUGUUCAUGACUAUCAUGCGGCCGGGAGCUAUGUGGUUCAUUAAGGACCCGCAAGACCACAACUCGCAUCCUAUCCGGGACAUUCUUGAACGGCCUACCUUGGUGCAGCUCCGCAAGAUCCUUGUGAGCGCAGUGAUGUACGCUAUGGUCGUUUUCUGUGUUGUGGGUAGUGUUGCGGGUCUUUUGCUCUUGGGAAGCAAAUCCAUCAUGCCGUUCCGAUGGAAGAACAGAGAACCGCUGUCCAACGUACCUGUCGACCUUCUCUUCCUGCAUCUAGUGCUCCCGCAAACCUUGCACUAUUUCAAGCCGAGGAGGGGUUUGAAGACGAUUGCGACAAGGGUGUGGAGAUACUUGGCAACCAAGUUGCGACUGACGUCGUAUUUCUUUGGCGGUCGGUAUCCGGAUGAGGAGUAUGCUUCGGGUGGAUGGUUUGGAUCUUCCUCGACGGAGACGACGGAUGAGACUGGCGACACAAGGGUUGUCAAUGGGACGUUCCGCCGAGUUCCUGCUACCGAUCAUCUGGCGUUGCCCCGCGAAAUGAGGGCGACAGCGCGGGUUACAGCCGAUGGUACACCUUACGACGAGGAAGCUGCAAAACUCAUCCGGAUGCAGAACGCCGAAGCACAGAAGGCCAGACGGGACAUUGACAAGGACUAUAUGGUCGUUUUCAUCCCCGCUGGGUUCCGAUACAGGAUUCUCGCGUUCAUCGGUCUCCUGUGGACGGUGGGAGCGCUGUUUAUCGGGGUUGCCGUCGCGCUACCGGUCCAACUUGGAAGGAGCUUCUUUGGGCUGUUCACCACCCGGGAGGUGCACGACGGGUACUCGUUUAUCGUCGGGUUCUACUCGCUUUGGGCAUGCUACCUCUGCGGUCGUACUAUCGACAGACUCGAGAAGCAGCAGCGUCGUAUACGGGAAGCCCAGGACGAACGCGGACGAGUGUAUGUCAGGGACGUGCGGAUCCUUGCGAUCAAGCGUAGUCUCUGCUGGGUGUCCAAGGCUGCGUAUGUGGGGUUCUUCAUGGGUGUGGUUGUGCCGAUCUUGGUGUCGUUUGUGAUUGAUUUGUAUGUGGUUUUGCCGGUGAGGAGUAUGUUGAAUCCUGGGGUGACGCCGAGAGUGAGGGUGGUGGAUGCGUGGGCGUUGGGGUUGCUGUAUGCGAAGAUUGCUAUGCAUGUUUUGAGGCUUAGACCGCCUAACCAGUUGACGAGAGCGCUUCAGCACAUGGUUGAUAUUGGGUGGUCAAGGUUGGAUGCGCUAGUUCUGACCAAAGAGGUGAUUGCGCCGCUCGUUGGAGGGUUAUUGGGAAUGAUCUUGCUUCCUGCGGUUGUUCUCCAAUGUGGAAGGUUGUUGUUCCCAACAGCAAUGGCCAACACUCAGUUCAUGUUCAUGAACAUCUAUCCCGCCAUUUUCGUGUUUGCCACCCUCGUUCGAUCCAGCGUCGUGUUCUAUGACGUCCUUUCGAGUUGGUCGCAGUCUAUCCGUGAUAAAGAGUUUUUGGUCGAGUUGCGUCUGAAGAACCAUGAACCGGAACCACCGCGGUCUAUCAGCAACGAGCCAUCCGCAAGUACGACUACGUCGACUGAAUCGGGUACGCAGUCGGGAGGCGAAGGAGGAGGUGAAGAAAGAGUCCCACCGGUGCAGCCGCCAGAACAAGUUGUAGUACCUGCGCUGGAUGGUGGUGGUGAUAUUCCAUAG
This is a messenger RNA of Coprinopsis cinerea okayama7#130, 4569 nucleotides long. RefSeq names its product RING finger membrane protein. NCBI's taxonomy places the organism in Eukaryota, Fungi, Basidiomycota, Agaricomycetes, Agaricales, Psathyrellaceae. The transcript has 12 exons. The record is from RefSeq and is a predicted model, not a curated record. Gene Ontology annotation, cellular component: endoplasmic reticulum membrane. Gene Ontology annotation, molecular function: zinc ion binding. Bases 1 to 4569 code for a protein of 1522 amino acids.